Molecule: messenger RNA, 723 nt
Organism: Aphanomyces invadans
Lineage: Eukaryota; Oomycota; Saprolegniomycetes; Saprolegniales; Verrucalvaceae
Exons: 4
Coding region: 12-662 (216 amino acids)
Source: RefSeq, a predicted model, not a curated record
CACAAAGAGAGAUGGCGCUGCGAUCGUUCAGGAAAGACACGUUGCAAGACAAUUGGUACGAGGAGCGGUCGGGGGCUCUCCAGGGGGUGCUGCCCUUUGACGGAAAGAACGAUUACUGCACGACCAACGAGCACGACUUUGUGAACCCGAGCGACCUGAAAGUUCGAAACGAGCUCCACAAAAACGUGGACCUACGCAUGAUUCGCCGAGACAACUUUGAACAAGCCGUGAAAUCCCGACCGCUGCGAGAUCGACCAGAGAGUGGAUUUGGAGCUGUUUUACCGUCGAGAGAUCCAAAUGUGGACAACAGAUAUCUCGAAACAAGUAACCAAGUGACAUUUGGAACGAUGGUACCGACGAGCACCUUGACUGUGCCCAGCCACCAACAAGGAGUCGCGGGGGGGGCUGGAGGUGCGCGCGUUGAACGUGGCAAGGCAGCGUCCGGAGCGUCCGGUGAAGUCAUCAAGGUGAAUUCUGACCCUCAGAAAGACACACGAGCACAAAGGUCGUGGAUGUACUCGAAGGACCCGAUCUUCGAUGCGAAACGCGCAAUUCCCGAAGCGGCAAACCAGGUCGUGGCCAAGCCAGCGCACUUUCGCCGUCAAGCAACAAGUGUGACCACCGUCAAUACAAAGAAGGGUGGAAUCUUCUCGGACGACUAAUCCCAAUGCAUUCGUUGAUGCGUCUUGUCCAUGGGCUUGUACCAAUAGGGAAGUCUUGCAG